UGUAAGCGCUGGCCGGGUGGCGCCUCGGCCGGCAGGGGCUGAGCUUGGGGCGACCGGCGCUCCAGCCCGGCCCGGCCCGGCAGUGCUGCCCUCAGCUCGAGUAUGGGAGCGGAGCGAGGGGGCCGGCGCGGAGCCGAGCUUCCGCGCGGCGCUGACCGGGUGUGGGGACGGCCCCCGGGGAGCUCCCGGCCCAUGGCCUUCAUCAUGAUGAAGAAGAAGAAAUUCAAGUUCCGCGUGGAGCUGGAGCUGGACGAGCUCUCCUCCGUGCCCUUCGUGAACGGAAUCCUCUUCUGCAAGGUGCGGCUGCUGGACGGAGGCAGCUUCAGCAGCGAGUCCUCCCGGGAGGUAGUACAGGCAAACUGUGUCCGCUGGAAGAAGAAGUUCUUGUUUAUGUGUAAAAUCAGCGCCACAACAGGGAUUCUGGAUGCUUGCAUCUGCAGAGUGUCUGUACGGAAGGAGUUAAAAGGAGGAAGAGCAUAUGCAAAGCUGGGAUUUGCAGAUCUCAAUCUAGCAGAAUUUGCUGGCUCGGGGAAUACCACUCGACGCUGUUUACUGGAAGGUUACGACACCAAAAAUACAAGACAAGAUAACUCCAUUCUCAAAGUUUUGAUCAACAUGCAGCUCAUGUCUGGAGACCCAUGCUUUAAAACACCUCCUUCCACAGCAAUGUCUAUAGCAAUUGCUGGAGAAUCAGAAUCUUUGCAUGAAGACAGGAAAGGUGGAGAAAACUUGAAAGUAGUACAUCUGGGCAUAUCAGAUAUGUCAUCGAAGAGUGCCUCGGUUCCAGAUGAACUUGGUGCAUGUGGACAUUCCAGAACGUCAAGCUAUGCAAGUCAGCAGUCAAAGCUGUCAGGAUACAGCACAUGUCACUCAAGAUCAUCCAGUCUGUCUGACCUCUGCCACAGAAGAAACACCUCGGUGGGUAGUACCUCAACAGGAAUUGGAAGCAUUCUAGAGCCACGUGAAGAGACUGAGACCAGAGUAACUGCAGCUAGUAUUGAUACAUCAGUUAAAGAUGCACCAUCAGAAAAGCUCUGCAGACACCCUGUAAAGCAAGACUCUGUGGAGUCACAGCUGAAGAGAGUCGAUGCUACCAGAGUUGAUGCUGAUGAUAUAGUUGAAAACAUACUGCAGAGUCAAGAUUUCAGCUUAGACUCAAGUGCAGAAGAAGGCUUAAGAUUAUUUGUGGGCCCUGGUGGAAGCACUUCUUUUGGGAGCCAUCAUCUACCAAACAGAGUAGGAUCUGGAGCAUAUGAGCAGGUGGUGAUAAAACGCUAGACUAGAGCACCAAAUGAGGAAAACUAGAAGCUCUGCUGUUGCCACUCCUGAUUUUGUUUGCUCCGUUUCAAGAGUUGGGAAAGUAAAAAUGAACUCUGUAUGAUCUUUCUGGGAAGUAAAAGAAUGUUUCUCACUCAUAGAGCUUCAUCUGUGGUAUGAAGGCAAUGAUUAGCCAUGUAUAGCUUGUGUGAGCACUUGAACUGUUUUUGUAAGCUCUACCUGACUUUAGUGGAAACAUUUGUGUUUUAAGUUGUGUGAAACUUACGUGGAAGCAUGAAGUGAGUCCUAUUUCAGUAUUUUAUGUAUGAGAUCAUAUGUGAUAUACUUUGUUCAAAUCUUUUCUAAUGCUUCUAAAAGCUGGUCUUAAAUGAACCUGAAGAAAUCACUCAGUUUGAUCCUGUCAUUUUAGUCUUAAAACAAAUACUUUUCUCAAGUCAAAAUUACUAUCCAGUCCAAAUUAAGGCCUCCACAAAACAGCCCAGCUGUGUUUUUAACAUAACCAAAGCCUACUGUGCAUAACUUCAUUGUGUGAAUAAACAGUAGCGGUGAACUUCAACUGUAUUAAAAAAACUCAACACUAAAUGCAACUAAACCAGCUAGAAAUCAGUUGUGCUAAACAUAAAUCAAGUCUAGAGGCUUAAAUAUAGCACAUAAAAAUACUAAGGCACAGAGAUGUAUUGUCAAGAAAGCUGACCCAGUUGUUAAGUCUGCAGCUGAAAAGGUGUUUCCACAGAAACUCACUUCAAUCAUGCAUGAACCUUGAGAUUCAAUGGGAUGGUACUGUUUACAAACCCAGUCAGUAGUUUACUACCACUUAGAAUUUUUCCUUUUGUAGCUUAAACCUUCACAGUUGGUUACUGCUUUGUUUGUGUUCUAUAUGUGCCUUGUAGGAUUGAGGAGGUACAAGGAGAUUAAGCUAUUUACUAAGCAACUUCUGCUUUAAAACUAGGUAAAUAUCUAUACUGUUAUCAGUAUAGGUUAAGAUGAGCACUUUAUUGUAGGUGUACUCUGCACUCUGAAAAAGUCUCACCAUGCAACAGCUUUGUUGAACACUUCUUCCUUGACAAAUGUACUAUAUUUCAUUUACAAGAGAAGCAAUUUGUCUCAUAUAUGCAAUCAUUAACUACAAAUGACCCUAGUUUUGUCACCAUUAGUUUCAUUAUCAGGCUUGAAUUAAAGACAAAAAUAAUGUGGCCACUUUUGAAAGCUCUGAGUACUUUAAGUUCUGCUCAGAGUGAUGUCUAACACUACUACUGAAGUGUAUGUAGCCCACACUUACCUUCACUAGGAAAAGUAAGCUUUGUUUUCCAGAAAUCCAUAGCAGAAUUAUUAAAACACAUUGUGUUCAAGAACGUUUCAGAUUUUAAAGCUAGAGUGCUGUUACUGAAUAUGAUAAAUAAGCUGUUUAUCAGUUAUUGUACUUACUUUUAUUUCCUACUGCUAAUUAUAAUGCUAGCUGUAAUUAUAUAAAAUAUCAUUAAAGUAGUUAAAGGAGCAAAGUAAUUAAUACAAAGACUGUAUUGUAGCUGCUGUUAAGGGAAGUGUAGUAUUAGCCAUUUCUGUCCUUCACAGCAAUUUUAAGCAGAAACCACGUAACUGCUAGGAUCUUUGGAGGUCCCGUCCAACCCAGACCAUUCUGUGAUUCUACACAUCUCCCCAAACAUGAUCGUUUCCUCUCUUAUUACACAACUAAUUUCUAACAAAAGAAAUUCUAUUGCAAGCCAGAAGAUGCACAAAAUUGGACUGAAUUAGUUGCUUUCAGUACUUUUUAAACACUGCUACUCUUGUGGACAAGUCUACUGAAAACAGUAGUGGUUAGAAGGUAGCUCACUAAAGUUUGUUAGGAAAAACAGGCAUAGUUUGAGGAAGAGAGACUUCUAAGGAACAGUGUACAGCUUCUUCUGUAGUUGUUAAAGAAGUUUCCAUAGCCCAGAUUUGUAUUCCAUGUUAGAAGAAUAACACAGAGUUAUUCUACCUAACUGCCACAGAUGAGGUAUUUUGUUCACUAGAAACCAAUUCUUUUCUUGCUUGAGCAGGUGUUUAAAAUAAGAGGAAAGUUUAUAUGGAAAUCAAGCUUUUAAUAAAACUGUAUCCUAGUAAUUUAUUAUUCUGACUUGAGUUACACCACUUUUAUUUAGUGGUUCUAUAAUUGUGUUUAUUUUAAGUGGAAUAUAACCAUAUUCACAUGUAGUAUUUUCUUUUUUGUAAACUGUGUUAGUAAGAAUACUGGAGACUCUCACAGUACACUCUGUGUGGUGGUGGUUGGGGUUUGGGUUUUUUUACUGUAUUUAAAUGCAGAUCUCUCCGAUAUUCAAUAAACUGAUGUCUUCAGUUUUGAA
Pogoniulus pusillus (Red-fronted tinkerbird) is the source of this 3617-nucleotide messenger RNA. It is a transcript of the gene EEIG2, whose product is annotated as EEIG family member 2. NCBI's taxonomy places the organism in Eukaryota, Metazoa, Chordata, Aves, Piciformes, Lybiidae. The coding region runs from base 103 to 1278 and encodes 391 amino acids. The transcript has 11 exons. The record is from RefSeq and is a predicted model, not a curated record.